Lichtheimia ornata is the source of this 519-nucleotide messenger RNA. RefSeq lists its product as uncharacterized. Bases 1 to 519 code for a protein of 172 amino acids. The transcript is spliced from 3 exons. NCBI's taxonomy places the organism in Eukaryota, Fungi, Mucoromycota, Mucoromycetes, Mucorales, Lichtheimiaceae. The record is from RefSeq and is a predicted model, not a curated record.
AUGAUGUUUACAGGAUGGAUUAAUGGCGUGGAUGAAAAGGCCAAAGUAAGGUUGCUACAAGAAACAGGCACAUCUCCAUUACAGCCAAGUGGAUACGAAUUCACUGUCCAGGGUGAUGCAGGACACCAUGAUUGGCAGACCCCUUCAGACCUUGAACCUGAUGCCUCGUACGCGUUGCAGUUUAUUUAUCAAGGCAGUGAUGAUGAUGAUGAUGAGCCUGCUUUUUCGUAUUCGGGUCGUUUCAGUAUUACAGGUGGCAAUGCAACACACCGACGUUCUGCAACAUCUUCUUCUUCAACCAAAGUAUCCACAGCAGUGAUUCCUGGGGCAACAACAUCAUCAACUUCCUCUUCUUCAUCCGAUGAAAAGAAAUCAAAUGAGCACUCGGAUUCAGCUAAGCAUCAGCAACAACAGCAAGAUCAUGUGACGGGAGCUGGCACAUCCUUAAACCCUGUCGCUUUGACCAUCCUAGCAGUAUCAUCGCUUUUCUCGACAAUGGCAGUAUCAUGGAGCAUUUGA